Protobothrops mucrosquamatus (brown spotted pit viper) is the source of this 1467-nucleotide messenger RNA. It is a transcript of the gene HDAC8, whose product is annotated as histone deacetylase 8. The record is from RefSeq and is a predicted model, not a curated record. The transcript is spliced from 11 exons. NCBI's taxonomy places the organism in Eukaryota, Metazoa, Chordata, Lepidosauria, Squamata, Viperidae. Bases 1 to 1107 code for a protein of 368 amino acids. Gene Ontology annotation, molecular function: histone deacetylase activity.
AUGGACGGAUCGCCGCCGCCGGUCUACGUGUACGGCGCCGAGUACGUGGCGCGAUGCGAUGCCCUGUGCAAGGUCCCGCGGCGGGCCAGCAUGGUGCACGCGCUGCUGGAAGCCUACUCGCUGCUGAAGCACAUGAGGGUCGUCCAGCCGCGCCCCGCGACCAUGGAGGAGAUGGCGGCCUUCCACACCGACGCCUACCUGCAGCACCUGCAGCAGGUCAGCGAGGAGGGCAACGAGGACCACCCGGACUCCGCGGAGUUCGGACUCGGCUACGACUGCCCGGCCAGCCAGGGCGUCUUCGAGUAUGCGGCGGCAGUCGGCGGCGCCACCCUGACGGCGGCGCGGUGCCUGGCGGAGAAGAAGUGCCGGGUGGCGAUCAACUGGGCCGGCGGCUGGCACCACGCCAAGAAGGACGAGGCUUCGGGCUUCUGCUAUCUGAACGAUGCGGUGCUGGGGAUCUUAGAGCUGCGCCGGAAAUUUGACCGUGUCCUCUACGCUGACCUAGACUUACAUCACGGGGACGGUGUCGAGGACGCUUUCAGCUUCACCUCCAAAGUCAUGACGGUGUCUCUGCACAAGUUUGCUCCUGGAUUUUUCCCAGGAACAGGAGAUGUGACAGAGGUGGGCUUCGGGAAGGGGCGCUACUACAGCAUCAACGUACCCCUUCAGGAUGGCAUCAAGAACGAGACAUACUACCAGAUCUGCGAGGUGGUGCUGAAGGACGUGUAUGCCGCCUUCUGCCCUGAAGCCGUAGUACUGCAGUUGGGAGCAGAUACCAUUGCAGGCGAUCCCAUGUGUGCAUUCAACCUGACCCCAGAGGGGAUCGGCAAGUGCCUGAAUUAUGUGCUGCAAUGGCAGCUGCCGACCCUUAUCCUGGGGGGAGGAGGCUAUCACCUUGCUAACACUGCCCGCUGCUGGACAUAUCUGACUGGAGUCGUUCUGGGGAAAACGUUGCCCUCUGAAAUUCCUGAUCACGAGUACUUCACGGAAUACGGCCCUGACUAUGUGCUGGAAAUCACUCCAAGCUGCCGGCCAGACCGGAAUGAGCCUCAGCGCAUCCGGGAGAUCCUCAGCUGUGUGAAAGGGAACCUGAAACAUGUGACUUAGCGGAAAAGAGGACUCCCUUCUCUCCAGAGCCACUGCACCUGGCAGCAGUUGUCAAAGAGUGCAGAGGAACUGCACGGAUAUGCCGGUAGGGCAUCGGGAGCCCCUCAGGCUGUGAUCCUGGAGCUGUUUGUGCUACUUGGAGCAACAGGGUGUUAAGUUUAAAGGACAACUCCCCACCCUCCCACCAGCCUGGACUUCCAGCCUCGUCCCUUGCAGAGGCAGCUCAUUUAGAAGGAGUGGAAGCCCCCCCCCCCGGCCCUGUGCCUCUUGGACUGGCAGGAGCACAGCAAGAAGAGACUCCGCUCUGUUGGUAUUUUUUGAACAGCUGUUUGCCUUGAAAUAAAAAAAAAUUGGAUGACU